Postia placenta MAD-698-R-SB12 is the source of this 1981-nucleotide messenger RNA. RefSeq lists its product as hypothetical. The coding region runs from base 13 to 1764 and encodes 583 amino acids. Lineage: Eukaryota; Fungi; Basidiomycota; Agaricomycetes; Polyporales; Adustoporiaceae. The transcript has 5 exons. The record is from RefSeq and is a predicted model, not a curated record.
GUGCUGAUAGUGAUGGGGUUUUUCUCUUCGAGGAGGGCCGAGCACUUCGACAGCAAUCUUCAAGAUGAAAGCAAUGUUCUGCGCGCCUUACGCUCUAGAUUCUACGGCAAGGGCAAGGGCAAGGAGCGCGACAUUGACGGCGACUCACUAUCGAACUCACAUUCACCAACAUCCUUCGCUUCACCUCACGCUCCUUAUGUAGAAAAGCAAUCAUUUUCGACCUCCAGGCCUCGUGUCUCGAAAGACUCGCAUUGGGCAGGCACCUCAACGUCCGCGUCUCGCCCACAACAUGACGAUCGUGUCGACGAGGCUACCAACCCUCGUUCGUCCGCAGACGUCCUCACGAUUACACUUGCCCAGCGACUGAACGAGCUGGCAACGGCGAAUGCAGAGGGUCUUCUCAGCGACGAAGAGUACCGGCUGCUUCGCCAAAACCUUUUCGAGAGGCUCACGACUGGCUCCUCAGUGCCCACAGAGACACCUCUUGUACCUAUGAACAACACUAUGCGUGUGAAUGCCGACUUACGCACUUCAAUUUCUUCUUCGCAUGACCGACGCUCGUCGUCCCAGUAUCACCUCCAAUCUUCGCGCACCUCCUCGCUACAGUCGAAGAAGUCGAUAUCCUCUACAGUCACCAGCCUAUUACGCAGGGCGACUAGCAGGCGCAUAGUGUCUCUUCCCAAUGAUCCACAAGCAAGUGAUACCAUGAGUGUCUUUUCGAAGGCAUCCACCACAGAGCGCAAUGGCACGACACCUCGUACAAUCUCAAGCCAAACCAGCGACUCGUCCCUCCGGGAUCAUUCUCGUCUUCGAUCCCGCCGCACUGUUGCUGGCGCUUCCACCGACGAGCGUCUCAUGACCCUCAGUACUCGGAGUACGUCUCUUAGAAGGGGCCGUAAGCGGUCCGGUUCGUCGGCUCCUCCCUCUGCAUUUCCUGGGUCGCCGAGAUCAGUCGAUACCAGCGCACACUUGGCGCUCCUGGACGGCUUGCCAAAUGAUGAUGACCUUGAAACAUCCAAAGACAUCCGCACACAGCUUGAACUAGUGGAAGCGGAGGGCAGACGCCUCCUGGACGCGUUCAACGGUCUCGAGUUGAGUACGCUGACAGGGCGUACAAGGCGUCCACACAUGCGUCCCCCAAUACCGCUCAGUACUUCUCAAAAUAUCCUGUCGCCAACCGCCAGUGAGAGACGAUCGAUGCGUGGUGCCAGGGACCCUGACGCCAUGUCGUUUGUUUCCGGCGGCUCUAUACGGACGACUCAUUCCAUGAAACGAUCUCCGUCUGACCGUCGAAUUCCGCCCGUUCCAUCUUCUGCCACACUAGGAUCCCAGCACAAAUCGGUCAGCCGCAAAGGGUCAAUGUCGUCCAUGUCGUCUCGAGGCAGACCCGGUAUUGGCACUCUACCAGGCCUGUCAUCACAACUCGGGCUAGCGAGCAGCUCAAGCGUGAACCUGACGAAGAGCUCUGCACAUCUGCCUCUAGCCACUGUCGCCGAAGCCGAGAGUCCCCCAAUGGGACAUCGUCUCUCGGUCACGGAAGACUCAAGGUGGACUGGCGCGGGCAGCGACACGCUGUCUCCCACAGCGAGUAUGCACAGCAGUCGCAUCAUGAAUGAGGACGAUGAUAUCAGGGCAAUCGAGGCCGAACUAGUUGAUAUUCGGACACGGCGGGCGGAGGUAACUGCACGAUACGAGGCACGGUUGGAGUAUCUGCGUGCCAGACUCAAAGGUGCGGAGCUGCGUGAGAAGGUUAUGCGCAAAUGACCGGGAAACGGAAGGCAGGCGCAAAGGCAAGUUGGCGUUGCGCUGCUGGACGACUGCGACUGUACAUGUCGAUGUCCGCUCAUUACUUACGAUUAUAAUAUAGCCCGUGGAUUUGUUUGAUGCGCUGCUAUCAGUAUUCUUAGCUUACUUGGAUAGUCCCCCCUGUAUAAUGACCUCGAGUCUACGAUACCACCUCAGAUUUUUAACGCUUGUUCUG